This is a messenger RNA of Zea mays, 1780 nucleotides long. RefSeq lists its product as uncharacterized. The record is from RefSeq and is marked validated. Gene Ontology annotation, molecular function: protein binding. NCBI's taxonomy places the organism in Eukaryota, Viridiplantae, Streptophyta, Magnoliopsida, Poales, Poaceae.
AGACUCUCCCAGUCCCUUCCUCUCCUGCUGCCUUUCUCUCUUCUCGGUGAAGCGUGUGUUCAUUUCACUGUUUUGGUUUCAUCUCCCGCUCUUUCUUUACCCCGUGCUCCGGCCAAGUGCUGGAACCAAGAAAGCCUCAUGGGGCGGCCGGCCGACGGGCGGUAGAGAGGCGGAGAUGGGCUGGGCGCCUAGGUGGCUGCGCGGGCUGCUCGGCGGCGGCAGGAAGGCCGCCGUGACGAAGCCGGCGAAGGAGAAGAAGCUCUGGGGAUUCGGGAAGUCCUUCCGGGAAAAGGACCCCGCGCCAGCGCCGGAACGGCCUCGGACGCCUUCGGUGCAGCCCACGGCGACGCCUCGCCGGGGGUUUGCGGCGGCGCCGGAUGAGGCGGACGACGAGCAGAGCAAGCGUGCUAUCGCUGUGGCCGCGGCGACGGCGGCGGUGGCAGAGGCCGCCGUCGCUGCUGCCCAGGCGGCCGCCGCCGUGGUGCGGUUGACGAGCUCCGGCCGGUGCCCACCGCCGGCCGCCGCGAAGCGGGAGGAGUGGGCGGCUGUUCGGAUCCAGGCCGCUUUCCGUGGCUACCUGGCGAGGCGGGCGCUGAAGGCGUUGAGGGGGCUGGUGAAGCUGCAGGCGCUGGUCCGGGGCAACAUUGUGCGGCGGCAGGCGGCGGAGACGCUGCGAUGCAUGCACGCGCUCGUCCGCGUCCAGGCGCGCGCGCGCGCGUGUCGCGCAAUUCGCUCGCAGCAUGUCGCGGCUCAUCCGGAUCCGCCAACGCCGGAGAAGUACGAUCAGGCGGGUGCCCCCAGGCACGCCCGUUCCGGCUCUCUGAAGGCAAACUCUUCCAAGACGCCGGGCGGCGAGAGGCUGGGUAGGGAGAGGUCGGAAUCUUGCGGGAGGAACUGGCUGGACCGCUGGGUGGAGGAGAGGUACACGGACGACGAGAAGAACGCCAAGAUUCUCGAAGUGGACAACGGCAAGCCAGGGCGGCACGGUUCCAAGCGGCGCGGCGGCAACCAUCACCAGUCGCCGUGCUCGACGAUGACCUCCGAGCAGAACAGCCGGAGCUACGCGACCAUGCCGGAGUCGCCGUCCAAGGACUCGACGACCGCGCAGCAGUCCGUGCCGAGCCCGUCGUCCGUGGGCAUGGCUGCCGAGGCCCUGAGCCCGCUGCGCGUGCCAGCGGACAUCGCCGAGCUCUGCGACAGCCCCCAGUUCUUCUCGGCGACGUCGCGGCCCGGGAGCUCCAGGAGGGGGGGCGCGUUCACGCCGGCGGCCAAGAGCGAGUGCUCGCGCAGCCUCUUCGGCGGCUACUCCGACUGCCCCAACUACAUGGCGAACACGGAGUCGUUCCGCGCCAAGGCGCGUUCCCAGAGCGCGCCCAAGCAGAGGCCGCAGCAGCAGUACGAGAAGUCGGGCUCCCUCCGCAGGGCGUCGGCGCACGCCCUCGCGGCGGGGCCGGCAGCGGCACAGAGGUCGGUGGCCUCGUUGCACGCCAUGAAGGCGUAUCCGGGCUCCGGCAGAUUGGACCGACUUGGCAUGCCGGUCAGGUACUGAUCCGGAUCCUACCUAGCUCGCUUCAGGAUAAUGUGGUGCUGCGCCUGAACUGAUUGAUACCCAGUGUCUCAACUCAAGCGAUGAGGAUGAAGUGAAUUCUACUAGUGGUCGUUAUUAGAUCUUGUUCCUUCGGUGGUGCCUAUUACCGUCAACAGUUUUCUGUUUGUUGCUUUGUGUAGCGAAGUGUAAGUUGCUGGUACGUAGCUGGUAAUACUAUGCGUGCUUAACCGC